Molecule: messenger RNA, 1994 nt
Organism: Malurus melanocephalus (red-backed fairy wren)
Lineage: Eukaryota; Metazoa; Chordata; Aves; Passeriformes; Maluridae
Gene: BCL2L14
Product: BCL2 like 14
Exons: 5
Coding region: 268-1575 (435 amino acids)
Biological process (GO): regulation of apoptotic process
Source: RefSeq, a predicted model, not a curated record
ACUCUGUGGGAUGAUGGGAUGGAGCCUGGGUGAUGUCCUUGCUGGGUCAAACCCCCYGGGUGAUGACCACCUUCCCCUCUGGGAUGUGCCCAGCCCAUCUCUGCCCUCCCCAUGGUUUCGGUUCCUUUAUCGAGGCUGUGGUUGUAAAACCCCACGUGGGCUGUCUGCAUCAGGAGCUCGCAGAUAACGACCAUAAAACCGACUGAUCAUUAACCGUGAGCACAAACAACCCYGGACACCCCAGCACCCCUGAAUGAGGGAGGUUUCAUGAGGCCCAACCCGACUGUGCAGCCUGGAGAAGGCAAAAACCAGGCUGAAAAUGUUUUUAUCCACAGCAGAGCUCGGACUCCGGCAGCGGAGAUGCCUCGGUGGGAUGUGGGGAGGCAACCGUCGGGCAAGAUCCUCUCGCUGGACAGGCGAGGGGCCAAGAAAGUGYUGGAGUUUUAUGUCAAGCGCUCACUGAGCUGCCAUGAAAACUCACUGGGGGCCAAAAAAUCCCCUCAGGAGAAGGACAGAGGGCGAGGGAGGAAAAUAGAUGGGCURCAGCGGUCAGAGAGUGAUUUCUGCACAUAUUCACGUGACAAAGCCAGCCCCAGAAAGGACCAGGAAGAGAAAYUCAAAACGCCAGACCUGGAAGAGGUUUUGGAUGAYGACAGCAAAGCUUUCCAGGAGGUGCCUAAAGAGGGACUGAAGCCCAAGAGGAAAAGCACAAAAAGCUCUUCCCUGGGCAAAACACAGCACUCGGGUUCAAAACCAACCUGGCUGAAAAGUUUCUUAAAUCUCUUCUUCAAGAAGAGCCCUGAGGAGCAGAAGGAAAACGCAGGGCAUAAAGCAAAGGAGAAGGAGUUCAAAGCUCCUCAGGGUUCCAAACCAGAAGGAGCGAAAAAACACAGAGUGGACUCCAGCACGUCCCCGCCGUCGGGCAGAGCCCUGAAGAAGAAACCCAGCCUCAAGAAGGUUUUCUCGCUGAAGAAGCACGGGGAGGAGGAGCGGGGAGAGCCGGGAUCCGGGGCGAGGAGCAAGCGCCCCGGCUGCCUUCCCCUGCGGCACGUCCUGGCCCCGGCCCAGCCAGAAGCGGAGCGGCCCGAUGGGUACUACACUCARGUGUCGGAGGAGAUCGGGCUGAUCGUGCAGGGCAGCGAGAGCCGCGGGGGCAGCGCGGGAGCGCCGGGGGAGGAACCGCAGCCCCCCGGCACCGACGGGGUCGAUGAAGCCAUCAGGAGAAUCGUUGCCCUGCUCCGGAGCGCAGGAGAUGAGCUGGACAGGCAGGUGAGGGAGGACGCGCGGCUGCAGCUCUUCUUCAGGGACAUGUCCUACAGCUCCUUCAAGAGCCUGGCUGAUGCCUACGUGCAGCGGGAGCUGACGGCCAGCAGGGCUGGUGUCAACCCCCAGGAGAUCCAGUUUGCCUACACCGUGCAUCUCACGGCCAUGGUGGCGGGGAUCUGCAGCCAGACCGUGAACAGGAUCAUGGGCUUCGGAACUCGCUACCUGGAGGAUUCCUUCGCAUCACCCUACGGCAAAAUGCUCCAGAACAGAGAGAAGUUAAGGAUAGAUCACUGCGACAGCCCAGACUGACAUCRGCUGCUGCCAAGGGCCUGUGGUGCCUGGGAACCCAAGGACCAAGAUUUAGUGAUGGGAGGACAAUCCUCGAUGGYGACCUGGAUGUGGGGUGAACUUCUGAGCUGUGGAUUUAAAAUCUUUUAAGGAAAACCCCUCGACAGUGCCAGCGGUGGGAAAUGCUUAAACCCCACCUGGAGGGGGCGAAAGAGUCUGUCAAUCAAACAGAGCCCAAAUUUCAGCCUGAGUUUGUGUUUUCGCUCCCGCCAAGUGCUUGUGUUGAACCUYGGGGGAUCUUGCUGUUUGUGUACAUGUAUUUAUUUACCUGCUUUUCUAAAUGUAUUUGUGAAUGUACAACAUAAAUUUUUCUAGUUUCUGCUACCAGCCAAGAAUCUGGUUUGGAGAAAACCCUAAAACUCAAAUAAAUUGGUGCCUAA